Molecule: messenger RNA, 1305 nt
Organism: Hyaloscypha bicolor E
Lineage: Eukaryota; Fungi; Ascomycota; Leotiomycetes; Helotiales; Hyaloscyphaceae
Exons: 1
Coding region: 1-1305 (434 amino acids)
Source: RefSeq, a predicted model, not a curated record
AUGUCCAAGACGUUUGCCCUUGUGGCGCUCUUCUCCUCCCUUGCCGCUGCAAACCUGUAUCAGGUUCCCAUUGGUUCCCAACCAUUUCCUAUCGAUUACGAUUUUACGACGAACUGGGAUGACGAUUCGUGUACGAUUAGCAGGAGCAAGGCCUUCGAUAUCCUCGAAGGCCCCAACACGUUUUCCACGGCGGCGGACGCUCACAUCAACUCGCCCAAGAUCACGCCCUUGAUCAACAGGACCAACUGGGAGCAGUGGGAAUUCGACGGCCUCUCUCACAACGGCCUGUCCUUGUUCCUAACGUCAUUCUCCCGGGACUAUUCGUACCACUUCUUCGGCAAGGGAAAUCUGCGCAUGGAAGUCUACAUGAAUCUCGCCGACGGCACGUCGGUCCGGGAGCUCGACUACGUCGAUGAGUCCAUCGUCAUCGACUGCCCCACCUACACGGCCGGCAUCUGGAACAGCUCCGACAAGUCGUACUCGUUCCAUGCCACCAAGGACCUGAAGCACAUCAAGCUCAUGUUCGACUCGUGGAGGGUCAACGGCACCUACAAGCUGUCGGCCACCACGCCUCCCGUCCACGCCGACGGCUCGCUCUGGGACCCGGAGGGCGGGGACAAGCCCGGCGUGACCGAACUCUCGCCCGGGCUCUAUUACAGCAUCCCCGUGGUCAGCGGCGAGAUGGAGGUGGACGCCGUCGUAUCGGGGGGCAGGAAGCUGGGCUUCCGCGGCAGGGGUGGCUCUACCCGCCUCUGGGCCAGUGACGGCUGGCUCGGCAUCACCGAGGGCUGGAAAGCCAUCCGGGCCUGGGCGGGGCCCUACACCUUUACCUACUGGCACGUGACUUCCAGGAAGGACUGGGGCACGAUGUUCUACUCGGGUCACCUAUUCUACAACGACCAGCUCCUGGUCGGCACGCGCGUCGGAAACGUAUCCGACACCGGCGAUUACGCCCGCAUCACCGCCAACUUUGACGCCGGCAUCUCGGGGAGGUUUGCCGACAAGAACACGGGCAACACCUUGGAGUUUGUCUCGCCGUCCCGGGACAAGAAGUGGCGGUUCGAGCUGGAGCACAUCCUGGUACAAUACGAGAUGGGUGUCGGUAACGGGGACGGCCUGAGCGGGUUCGCAAACCGCGUCGUUGGCGGCGAGGUUGGCGGCCUUCAGUACGAAGGGCGGGGCCAGACAGAGCAGACCCUCUUCCCCGAAUACGUCUCACAGUGGGUCACCUGGCUGAUAUUUGGCGUCGGGUUCUUGGGCCCCGGGAAAGACUACGCUCUCGAGUUUGUCAGCUGGUUCUUCUAG